CUUAUCGCAACUUGGCUACAAAAGCAAAAGCAAAAGCAGAAGAAAUGAAGAAUAAAUAGUGUAACUUCAAGCUUUUCCAUUUUCUCGUAUACCAAAGAAAAAAUCUUUCCCAUUUUCUUUAAAAGCGAGCACAGAACAGGAAAGUACCAAACUAAAGGUUCAAGAGAAGUGGGAGAGAAAAGUCAGAAAAAGAAGAAGAAGAAGAAGAAGAAGAAGAAGAAGAGGAGGAGGAAGAGGAAGAAGAUGGGAAUAGUGGAAGAAGCCCACAACAUAAGGGUGUUGGGAUCGGGUGAACGAAUCGUAGUUCUUGCCCAUGGGUUCGGCACGGAUCAGUCGGUGUGGAAACACCUGGUCCCCCACCUCGUCGACGACCACCGGGUGAUCCUCUUCGACAACAUGGGCGCCGGCACCACCAAUCCCGACUACUUUGACUUCGAUCGCUACUCAACCCUCGAAGGCUACGCUUACGAUCUCCUCGCCAUCUUAGAAGAGCUCGGCGUCGCUUCCUGCAUCUUCGUCGGCCACUCUGUUUCCGCCAUUGUUGGCGCUCUCGCCUCCAUCGCUCGCCCGGAUCUCUUCUCCAAACUUAUCACGAUCUCCGCUUCACCCAGGUACUUGAACGACGUGGAUUACUACGGAGGAUUCGAACAAGAAGAUCUGGAUCAGUUAUUCGAAGCGAUGCGAGAAAAUUACAAGGCCUGGUGUUCAGGGUUCGCCCCGUUGGCUGUGGGAGGGGAUAUGGACUCUGUGGCGGUACAGGAAUUCAGUCGGACGUUGUUCAACAUACGACCCGAUAUAGCCCUGAGCGUAGCUCAAACCAUAUUCCAAAGCGAUUUCAGGCAGGUGCUAAGACUCGUCACCGUCCCUUGUCACAUACUACAGAGCAGUAAGGAUUUGGCCGUGCCGGUGGUGGUGUCCGAGUACCUGCAUAGGAACCUCGGCGGCGAAUCCAUUGCCGAGGUCAUGCCUUCGGAUGGUCAUCUCCCUCAGUUGAGCUCGCCAGAUGUCGUGAUUCCAGUUCUUCUCCGGCAUAUCCGUCACGAUAUUGCUGCCUGAUCAUAUAUUGUUCCAAGUUAGGGAAACGAUUAAACAGCACAAGAGAAAUCUGCUAUCGAGCCGUCGACCAUGUGAUUUUAUGCCACGUAACACGGGUUCUUUUUAGCAUGGCCCCGGGGUUCUGAUCCAACGGUAGACUUCUCUCUAGCAGAUUUCUAGGGCUUUUGAUCGAUCCACUCCCUUGAUUAUUAGUAAAAAAAUAUAAGGUAAAUUUCUUUUCCUUUGUAGUUUAUCUUCCUUGGUUGCUGAUUAAGGAUUAAAUAGAAGAAACAGCGUUAGUUAAUUUAGAAGAAAGAGACAGAGGACGCAAUUUGAUUGCUAUGGGUGGCGUUUGGUGUGACUUCUGCAAAUUCGCCUAGACGCCCCCCAACUACUUUUAGCAUAUUGGUUUAUAUGAUGCAAUUAUGAUA
Messenger RNA from Nelumbo nucifera (sacred lotus), 1466 nucleotides. RefSeq names its product karrikin insensitive 2 receptor CA. Lineage: Eukaryota; Viridiplantae; Streptophyta; Magnoliopsida; Proteales; Nelumbonaceae. The record is from RefSeq and is a predicted model, not a curated record.